This is a messenger RNA of Tigriopus californicus, 3355 nucleotides long. Its product is annotated as von Willebrand factor A domain-containing protein 5A-like. Lineage: Eukaryota; Metazoa; Arthropoda; Copepoda; Harpacticoida; Harpacticidae. The transcript is spliced from 2 exons. Bases 559 to 3138 code for a protein of 859 amino acids. The record is from RefSeq and is a predicted model, not a curated record.
CGUGAUCUCAAAGUCAGACUGUCAGGCGACAAGAACUGGAGAGCUACCUAGCUAGCUAGCUCGCUCCGUACUCGAGUAACGCGUCCAACAGGAUGAUCGAAGAGGAACGGGGAAAGGCCCACAGACUGCGAAAGGCCGCCCAAGUUCCCUGGAAAUGGAGACGGAGGCCUAGAGCCCACCAGCUCACCAGUUCACCAGUUCACCAGCCCACGAACGAAGGUGCAACAAGGCAGGCCUAGCUCUAUACAGCAUGGUGAAAUGGCCCGCUGAUCAUUCAGACAUGAUGAUUCAUCCACACAUCCACUAGUACGGUCUUGGCGCGUGGUCACAACGUCGAAUCGAGACCGACCAUGAGUCAGUCAGUAUCCAGUAUCCAGUAUCCAAUGGUCAUACAUCAGUUGAGAAUUGCAAUCCACCCAAUCCAGACCCCGCUGACGAACGAGUCGGAUCCGUUAUUCCGCCCUCAAUACAACUCUUCCCCUUUCAAGGAAACGCCGCGGGAUCGAAUCAGGUCGGUCCACGUCCAUCCAUCGAUCCAUCCAUCGAUCCAUCCCUAAGAUGCCGUUCCUCAACCAAUUGGGCAAAUUGAACCAUGUCGAGUGCGGUUUGGUGUAUUUCUUGGACCAGCUCCAUCUCAGCCAUCAGGCCACCGUGCCCGUGCCCCUCAAAUCCGUGGCCUUGAAGGUCCGCCUGCUGGACUUUGUGGCCCAAGUCACCGUGGAACAAGAGUACCUCAACGUGGAGAACCGACCCAUCGAGGCCUUGUACUUGUUCCCCGUGGAAGAGGAGGCGGCCGUCAUCGACUUCGAGGCCAAAGUCGAUGGUCGUACCAUCACCACCCACGUCAAGGAGAAGGACCAGGCCCGGCAGGAUUACCAAGAGGCCAUCGCCAACCAACAGACCGCCUUUCUGCUGGAGGAGACCAAACCCGAUGUGUUCCAGAUCAAAGUGGGCCACCUGAAACCCGGAGCCCAGGCUUCCGUGGCCAUCAAGUACGUGGUAGAACUGCCCGUGGAAGACCUGAACAGCGUCCGGUUGAGUAUUCCCACCACGAUUGCACCACGUUAUGUGCCCUUGAAUGACUCAUCAGAGGCGGCUCAGAAGCUGGCCCGGAUUCCCUACACGUUUGACGCGCAAGCCCCGCUCACCAUCCAAGUGGAAUGCGCCUCCAAGAAGGCCAUUGAGUUCCUCAAGAGCCCCUCCCAUGGGAUCGUGUGCCAGGCCCAGGCACGAAAGAACGGCUUGAAUUUCACUCAAGCCUCACUGGCCGCCACCGUGGCCGAGAUGGACCGAGAUUUCAUCCUCCUAGCGGGCGUGGCUGACAUUCACGAUCCCACCGUUUACUUGGAAGAGUCCGACGGAGACGAUGGGGCUCAGGCCAAAGCGGGCAUGGUGUCUUUGGUGCCUUCAUUUGCUUUGAUGGAUCAGAAAGUGGAGCUCAUUUUUUUGGUCGAUCGAUCCGGUUCUAUGGGCGGGGGUUGGGGCAGCGUCGAAGCCGGCAUUAACCAAGCCAAAAAGGCGCUCGAGCUCUUCUUGCAUUCGCUCCCCGCAGAUUGCUACUUUAACAUUUGGAGCUUUGGCAGCAAGUUCGACGCGCUCUUUGCCCAAAGUGUGCUGUACGACGAUGACACUUUGGCCCAAGCCAAGGCCCAUGUCGCCACCAUGGAAGCUAAUUAUGGGGGCACGGAGAUUCUCCAACCCAUCAACCAAAUAUUGGCCUCUCCUCCGGCUCAUCCUGAUCACUUGCGGCAGAUUUUCGUGCUCACCGACGGUGCCGUAAGCAACGACAUCCAAGUGAUUGCGGCUGUGCGGGCCAACUCGACCAAGGCGCGAGUCUUUUCCCUGGGAUUAGGCGCCAGUGCCUCUCGGCAUUUGGUCAAAGGCAUUGCCCGCAGCGGGAAUGGUACGGCCGUGUUUGCCACGGCCCAGGAGGAUCUGCGACCCAAAGUCCAAAGCCAGCUGAAGAAUGCCCUCCAACCCGCUAUCACAAAUGUGGCAGUCGAAUGGGUGGGCCAGGAUGUGGCUCCAAGUGAUAGCGUUACCGUGCCUGAUCCCGUGGUGGAAACCAAAAACACCUUACUGGGCUUCAUGAAAUCCAAGCCCAGUCCGGGUCAAACCAUACCCAUUCAUGGACAGUGCCCCUUCAACAUCCCUCAUGUCUUUGAUGGAAACCGAUUGUUGGUCUACCGAUUGUUUGCCGAGGCGGAAAAGCCCACCAAGGUGGUGAUCACAGCCAAAACUCCGAGUGGACCACUCACGGCCCAGGUCAAGAUUGGCGAGGGAUCCCGGAUUGAGGGGGAGUUCGUCCAUCAGUUGGCAGCUCGAAAACGAAUCCAGGACUUGGAAGAGGACCAUUCCCAACGGUUUGAACCGACUCUCAAGAAGGAGGCGAUCAUCCGGUUGGCUAAAAAGUACCGCUUGGCCUCGUCGCACACGAGCUUCGUGGGGAUCGAUUCGGCGGAAAGUGGGCGAUACCUGUACGGCAUGGUGACCCGUGAGAUUAAGAAUCAAGUGCCGCAAGGAUUUGGCUCCUCUCCAGGGAACGCCAUGAUGCAACGCCGUGGUGGGCCCAUCAUGAUGUCGUGCAUGUCAGAGGCCAUGAGCAUAAGCGACCCUCCCAUGGCAAUGAGGAAGAUGAAAAAGUCAGCUUCUCGAGGUCGUGGAGGUGGAGGUGGAGGCGGUUUUUCUGCAAUGUCUAGUGACAAUCUCAUUCUCGACGCUCAAUGUGGCACCUUCGGGAGUACCAAAGCUAUGGAUGUUGGUGCUCAGGAGAUGGAUGAUUGUGAGGAAGAAUCUGAUUCUACUGAUUCCGUAGACGCCAUCACCACGACGAAGACGUCAUCCUCCAUAGAAGGAGUGAUUGGCUUACAGAAUGCCAAGGGUAUGUUUUCGUGGGGACCAGCCAUGGAGACUUUGACUCAAAAAUCACAAGACGAGGUGAUGAAAGCCAAACCCGUGGAGGUGGCCUCGAGCCAAGCUUGGAUUACGAUUGUAGCUGUAGCUUUGAUUCAAAAGCAAUUCGCCAAUGACAAAGAUCUGUGGGAGCUGGUUGUGGAGAAAUCCCUGAAAAUUUUGAAAAAGCAAUGCCCGGAGGUCGACAUUCAGGCCGCCAUUCAAAAAGCCAAUGCAUUAUUGUGAUGAAAUCAACUGUGAUGUUCAAAUGACUGCUUUAAAUUCAGUAUUGUGACGCGUGCCAUUGGAAACAACCUAUUUCUCUGUUCUGGACAAUCCCACUUGAAACUGUAUCGUCGAUACAAAAUAUGAAGAAAAAAAAAUUCGGUUAACUGUCUUUGUUGUUAAAUUUCCUCCCAAAUUUGAAUUUUUCUGUCGGAAAUAAAAGCUUUUAAUACAUAAA